This is a messenger RNA of Alligator mississippiensis (American alligator), 4151 nucleotides long. RefSeq lists its product as uncharacterized. Gene Ontology annotation, molecular function: protein kinase activity; ATP binding. The record is from RefSeq and is a predicted model, not a curated record. Gene Ontology annotation, biological process: protein phosphorylation. NCBI's taxonomy places the organism in Eukaryota, Metazoa, Chordata, Crocodylia, Alligatoridae. The transcript has 14 exons. The coding region runs from base 137 to 2056 and encodes 639 amino acids.
AACUGACGCGUAUGGGCGGGGCGAGUAGGGCGGCGGGAAACGGUGCUGCGGGCUGCAGAGAGAUACCCCGGGCAGCCUACGCCUCGUUCCGCGCGCGCACCUGUCUCGGGGCAGCGGCGGGGAGCAGAGACCCCCCAUGGCCUCCCCACCAAGGGUUGGGGUGAAGCGGGCGGCAAGUGAUGGGGCCUUGGGGCCCCCUGGGAAGAAGGUGGCGCAGGAGGAGGAGGCCACGCGUCCCGCCAUCAAGUUGCCCUCCCUGGGAAAGGACUGUGAUGGGAAUAAGAGUCCUCGCCUGGCUGACCCCGUGGCCUUCACCCCAAAUAAGCCCAAGCCCCUGGGGGCCAAGCCAGAGCCUGCCCCCAAGCCAAAGGGGCCCGACAGGAGAGAGGAGUUGGAGCAGGGGGACAAGAGGCUGGAAAGCUUGAACCAGGACCUGAUGAAGAAGAACCAGCACCUGCAAGACCUGGCCACGCAACUGGUGAAGGAGACCUGCUCCAUCGCUCUGGAGUACUGGGACCUGAAGGACAAGGUGAUGUCUUCCGAGACCACGGUGCGGGACAUCGAGGCCAUGGUGAAGAACCUGCAACAGGACAUCAAGAAGCACGUGGAGCUGCAGGUUGAGAUGUGCUGCUCGGAGACCAAGCUGCCGGGUAUGGAGACCACAGUAGAGAACCUCCAACGAGACAUCAAAAGUCAGUACAAGUGGGAUAAGAAGCUCGAAAAGCAGCUGGCCAAGGCCUUGAAGCAGAUGAAAAAGAACUUGUGGAGGCUGUGGCUCUGUGUCAGGAACAAGAUCUGCCCCGGUCCAGCUGAGCCGGCGGCCCCCGCCCCCAAAAAGCCAAGGUCUGAAUCCCUGGGGCCUGACCUGGAUCAGCCAGACCGGAGAGAGGAAUUGGAGCCGCUGGAUGAGGGGCCAAAAAGCUCAAACCAAGACCUGAAGGAGACAAAGUAUGUGCUGAAGAAGUACUGCCGCAUCUCGCUGGAGUUCGUGAAGCUGCAGGACACAGUGAAGAAAUCGAAGACGAAGCUGCUGGACCUGAGGUCCCUGGUGGAGGACCUGCAGUGCGACAAGAGGAAAGAGCUGGACGAGAACAUGCAGGGGUUGCUGCAGCACAGUGAUGGGGAUGGUACCCGCCUUGGCCUGGUUGAGCCCACGGCCCCCACCCACGAGGAGCCCAGGCCUGAGCCCCUGGGGGCCAGGCAAAGGCCUGCCCCUGCCCUUGUGGGGCCUGAUCAGAGAGCACCACGAGCUCCAACUAACUGGAGACUUGGCAAGCUUCUGGGUCAGGGUGCAUUUGGCAAAGUAUAUCUAUGCUAUGAUGCUGAUACAGGAAGAGAAUUGGCAGUUAAACAAGUUCAGUUUGACCCCGACAGUCCAGAAACCAGCAAGGAAGUAAAUGCACUUGAAUGUGAGAUUCAGCUGCUGAAAAACCUGCUCCAUGAGAGAAUUGUUCAGUAUUAUGGCUGCUUGAGGGAUCCCCCGGAAAGAACCCUCUCCAUAUUCAUGGAGUACAUGCCAGGGGGGUCUAUCAAGGACCAGUUAAAAGCAUACGGAGCGCUCACAGAGAACGUGACCCGAAAAUACACCCGACAGAUUCUGGAGGGAGUUCACUACUUGCACAGAAAUAAGAUUGUACAUAGAGAUAUUAAAGGAGCAAAUGUUCUGCGAGAUUCAGCAGGCAAUGUGAAGCUUGGAGAUUUUGGUGCCAGCAAACGACUUCAGACUCUCUCUCUCUCUGGUAUGGGAAUGAAGUCGGUCACAGGGACUCCAUACUGGAUGAGUCCUGAAGUGAUCCGUGGAGAAGGGUAUGGCAGAAAAGCAGAUAUCUGGAGCGUAGGUUGUACCGUGGUAGAAAUGCUCACUGAGAAACCCCCGUGGGCAGAGUUUGAAGCAAUGGCUGCCAUAUUUAAAAUUGGCACCGAGCCAACAAACCCACAGCUGCCACAUGACGUCUCGCACCACGCUCAGGAUUUCCUGAAGUGGAUUUUUAUUGAGGCCAAGCUGCGACCAUCUGCAGAUGAACUGCUAAGGCACACAUUUGCACAUUAUCACUGACAGCCUGCCUCAGCCCAGCUUGCAUCUACUGCAUUUAUUUUCUAAGAAAGCAGACAAGAGUAGAAAAACCUGCUGCCAAGACUUCUGAGAAGACUCCAGGCAAGAGCCCUUCAAAAAGUCCAGCAAAGUCACCUCAAAGAAGUCCUUCCAGAUCAAUACGAUUGCUAUUUACAAUAUAAGUACAUUUAAUGUAGCUAUAUUACUCAUCUAUAAUUGAUUGAGUACAUAAUUCUGGGGUAUUUUUGGGUAAGAUAGGGCAUCAGGCCUGGGUUCAGGAACCAAUCCCCCAUUUAUAACAUUGUUUCUUGUGAGAAAAUUGGUUCUGAGUUGCAAUGUUUCGACUUAAAACGUGGUUUUCAGGAACCAAUUUUGUCCUAAGUCCAAGGACCGCCUGCAUUUAGAAGAAGGAUCUUUUCCCCCCUACCAGGACCAGAACCGUUUUAUUUCUACCGUGUACUGAUGUGGUCGUAUUACAGAUCCCCACCAGGCCUGUGUGAAAGGGUUAUGUUUCGUUUUGAUUUUGGCGUUUCGGAGGGACAGUGAUUCAUUUCGGUGUUUUGGAUCACUGUCUCGUUUCGGCUCAGCUGAAUCAGUUGUGGAGUUUCAAGGGUGUUUUGGCCAUAGGCUAUAAUGGGGAAUCACGAACAUGCCUGUAACCUUGUCAUUUCUUGUCUGAUUCAGAUGAAAAUCGCAGGGAUGCUAGCCCCUUCUGAGGGCAUGAAGGGAGGUAGGUGCAGGGUUUUUUUGUGAAACUGCACCUCAAACUGUUCAAAUCAAAACUAGUAUCAGUUGUUGGCAGUGGCAGCCUGCUGUCAUCCCGCACGCGGAUUCGGGGUCUCGCCUUCCCCCCCGCAAGAGUCUGACAGCCCCCGCAUCUUUCUGGAGGGACGCGGGUCUCUGGAUCUGUGUGCAGGAUGACGGCAGGCUGCUGCUGCUGGCUGAGGCCAGCACCGGUACUCGGCCCUUCCUGGCACUCGGCGCAGGAUGCACCAAACAGACUCAAGUGCUGAUAUUGGUCUCAGCCGGCAGCGGCAGCCUGCCGUCAUCUACACGCUCCACAGCCAGUGGAUCUUUUGUUAGACCAGUAGUUGGAAAAGUAUUUAUGAACUUGUUUUUUAAGAUACUAUGUUUAGCUGGUAUAAUUAUAGUUUCAUAGUAGCUAGGGUCAGGAGGGACCUGACCAGAUCACCUAGCCUGACCCCCUGCCACAGGCAGGAAUGAACGCUGGGUUCACAAGACCCCAGACAGGUGAUCGUCCAACCUCCUCUUGAAUUUGCCCAAGGUAGGGGCGAGGACCACUUCCCUGGGAAGUUGGUUCCAGAUUUUGGCCACCCUAACUGUAAAAUAUUGCUUUCUGCUCUCCAACCUAAACCUAUCCUCCAUCAGCUUGUGACCACUGUUCCUCGUCACCCCAGGUGGUGCUGGGGAGAAAAGGGCUCUGCCUAUUUGCUGUUGAUCCCCCUGAUGAGUUUGUAGGCAGCCACCAGGUCCCCCCUUAGCUUCCUCUUGUGGAGGCUGAACAGGUCCAGGUCCCUCCAUCUCUCCUCGUAGGGCCUGUCCUGCUGCCCCUGAUCAUGCAGGUGGCCUCCUCUGAACCCUCUCCAUGCUGUCCACAUCCCUCCUGAAGUGCGGCGCCCAGAACUGGACGCAGUACUCAGCUGCGGCCUGACCAGUGUCGCAUAGAGGGGGAGCAUCACCUCUCUGGACCGGCUUGAGAUGCACCUUUGGAUGCAUGACAAGGUCUGGCUGGCCUUGCUGGCUGCGGUCUGGCAUUGGCGGCUCAUGUUCAUCUUGGAGUCAGUAAUGACUCCGAGAUCCCUCUGUGCUUUCAAGAGGGGAACUCCCCAGCCUGUAUUAAAUACAUAAAAGCUUUGAAAGAUAAUUUACUAGAUAAGUAUAUUUUCAGCUGGCUGAUGAUCAGAAACUAUUUUUUUAAUUUUGUUUUUAACCAUUCAGAAUGUAUUUGUAUUUCCAAGAGUGGACACACGUUGUUGUAUUGUAUUUUCAGGUACCCCUUGGAUGGACAACUGUGAUUUCUUUUGUAUGAAUUUUUGUAAUAAAAAGUGCUGAAUCCAUCAGAGAAAGGGGCUCUGAA